Molecule: messenger RNA, 1669 nt
Organism: Trichoderma harzianum CBS 226.95
Lineage: Eukaryota; Fungi; Ascomycota; Sordariomycetes; Hypocreales; Hypocreaceae
Exons: 3
Coding region: 405-1226 (273 amino acids)
Biological process (GO): poly(A)+ mRNA export from nucleus
Cellular component (GO): nucleus
Source: RefSeq, a predicted model, not a curated record
CACGAACGGUGAUAUUAAAAUAAGCAUAUGUCUCUUAAAAGAUGUAAGUCCAAGUUACUUUGGCAGCAGUUCCUGGAGCUUGCAGAGCUCUUUUAAGCUUACUGGUCCGUGCGCAUUCCUGGUGCAAAUCACGAUCCCCAGCCUCGUCCAUCCAUUCAGUCUCCGUAAUAGCGGCCCAGAUCGCGUCUCUUCCCAUCUCGACUUUCUCUCUCCUCCCUCUUCGCCGUCUCUCCCCAUCGCCCUUUUUCUCUUCUUCUCGCGCCGCUUCUCGGCAAUUCACCUCGUUUGAUUACAUUUCGACCACGACCGACUUUUCUUCUUCUUUCGCUCCCUCAGCCUUCAAUUCGUUCCGCGACCGCGACCGCGACAUUCUUUUCUAACUCUCCGACUUUUUUUUCUCCACAAUGGCCGAUUACACUGCCCUCAAGGUGCCGGAGCUGAAGAAGCUCCUGGCGGAAAAGAAGCUGCCGCAGACGGGCAAUAAGGCCGACCUUAUUGCGCGCCUGCAGGAGGACGACAAGAAGAACGCUACCGCGUCAGCACCCAAAGCCGACAAGCCUGCCGAGUCCAAGGAGGACGAAAUCAACUACAGCGACGAUGAACCCUCUGCUGCCUCAAAACCUGAAAAGGAACAGGCGGCCAAGCCCUCAGAGAAGCCCGCCGCAGAACCCGCCGCCGCAGAACCCGCCGCCGCAGAACCCGCCGCCGCAGCUGCUGCUCCUGCAGAUGAGGACGAGGCCAAGCCCGCCGAGGAAGCCGGCGACGAGCCCGCCGCCGAGCCAGCAGAGGCCAAGGAGCCCGCGCCGUCGUUUGCCAUCGGUCUCUCGUCCACCACCGCCGACGAGGAGCUUAGGAAGCGCGUCGAGCGGGCCAAGCGCUUCGGCACCGAGCUCGACGACGAGACUAAGAAACUGGCCGAGCGGGCGAAGCGCUUCGGCGUUGAUGAUAAGGAGCUGGCCACCGGGCUUGACUCCGCGCUGCCCGAGAGGCCGCUGAAGCGUGGUCGUGACCGCAAAGAGGGCGACGGCAACAGGCCCGGCAAGCGACGCAGCCAGGACCGCAGGGAGCAGCAGCCCUCGGGCAACGAGAGGCGCAGCGGCCGCAACAAGGGCAAUCAGAACCAGGGCGGCAAGGGCGCCGGCAAGCCCAAGUUCAGCAGCAUCAUAGAGGAUCCUGCUGAGAAGGCAAAGGCCGAGAAGCGAGCUGCCAGAUUUGCUGCGGCGUAAAGAAAAAAAGAGUCAGCCGCAAUGUUUUUGCUGUGAGUUUUUGGGAAAAGGGGGGAAAAGAGAAAUAUCUGGAGAUGAAAUUCUAUCUUUGUAAUGAGAAGGUCGUUUUUUGGGAGGGACGAAAUGGGAAUGUAUAUCAUAUGAGAGCGCUUUUUCUAAUAAGAGGCUAAAACGGCGUUGUUCGGGUUUGAAAGCUACAUUGUAAUGUUUGAGAGUAAAUUUGCUGUGAUGCUGUUGCUGCUUCUGUGAUGCUUCUGUUGCUACUUGGACCUCUGUAUGGUAUGUGGUGAUUUAUGAUGGUUACGUUGGUCGUAUUCACAGGAUACCUAUACUCGUACGCACUUCUGCUUUGGCCCAAGGGCACGCUCCUCAAACGACAAGGAACAAAAAUCCCUUGAUCCAUAAACGGCCCUUCUCCCAAACGAACCCAGCAGUGAUAACUU